AUGGGGGCCUCGUUCUCAAGCCUCGAGAAACAUGGUGGAUGCUAUAACUUUGGAUUGUCUUCCAGAACGAACCGGAAAGAUCCUGAUGAUUCUAGGCCCGAGGCACCCUCCGUGUGUACCACGGUUGCAACUUGUGAUACCUGCCAGUCCGCCACGGUCGUGCCCUAUUCGGACUCCUGUUGCUCCCGUCUUGUGGCACGUCCAUCCUGCCAGUGUCGUUCUGUACUCGGUCAGACGGAUCGUAACAACUCCAAUCAGUCAGGUAUGCAUCGUAUCAUCACGACGGAAACGCAAAUGGACACAUUUUCUCAAAUUGAACAAGGUAUGCAAACACAAAGUCAUCGUCAGACCAUUCAACAAUUACAAUUAGGUCUCCAAAGCCGUACUUCGACACCUCACAGUGCGGGUGAAAUGAACUCAAUGCGUCACCAGGCUUCCGUCCAGCAAACGUUGCAGAACCUUACUCCGUCUCAUCCGCAGUCACAAUCACAAGCACAAAAUAUUCCUCCAGAAUCCAAUGCAUCCGUGACACGUGAUCUUAUUAGCUUAGCCUCUCCAACACAUAUUUUCGUCACGGAACCCGAGUUGCGGCUUUUAAUGAAAUCUGGUCUUAUUCCCAGUUGUCGAAAUAUCGGUCAUCGAUUCUCUGUUCCUGUGGAGCAAGAAAAUUGUCAGAAAAUGGCCAUAUUGGUUCAGCGACUUCAAAAUUUGACUGGUGUUAAAGAAUCCACAGAUGUAUAUCUCGAACAGCUUCGCGAACUCAUUGAAUCGUGGUCCUAUGACGAGCUAUUUAGCGUUUAUUUGAGAUUCGAGGCAUUGAAUAAGCUUCACGGAGUUGCUGUAGACGCCGUCAAUGCCCGUCCCAAAGCACCAACCCUGGAGGAGGACUUACGCUCUUUGUGUUCCAAUUACUGGUGCUAUAAUCUGCAAUUGGCUUAUCAUGGAGUAAUGCAUGGGGCACAUUCGUACAUUUUGGCAUCUCGUUCUAAACUGUUCGCCGAAGUUUUGUGUACCCUGUAUAGUCUACACACAGGUCAUAGUCAGACAAGUGCAAUAGCACCAAACUUAACCAUUAUUAUUCCCGGACGUCAUGAUGCACGACCGGCUGUGAUCACAAGUAAUCCGCUCAGACACGUUUCUGCGCUUUCGCGUACUGGUAUCACCUCGCCCGAUUUAGUUCCAUCUGUUGUGGAUGAGACAUCUUGGCAUUCCAAGAAAUCACCGUACGACGAACCACACACUCCUCCGAAUCACUCAACACCAGUUGAUCCACUUUACUUCGAUGUACAACCCAAAUCUGAACAAGAACGGAAAUUCCGAGCGUUUUUACAAGAUAUUUAUUGCGGAGUUAAACGUUCAGAUCCGACCACGGAUCAGCAUACCAAGUGCUGUUCUCCCAGAAAAUCCAAACCGGAUCUUCUUUGCGGUUCCAUCACAACCACACACCCGAGCAGUCUUUUCGGUCUCUAUGAGGAGUUGUCUCGUUUUGAAUCCUCGCUUGUGAAUCUUUCUGGACCGCUGGCGCCCGAUUGUAAACUGAUUUUUGCUUCAAUCGCAGCGCCGCCUGCCAAUCCGAACAAUUUGCAUAUGUUGUGCCACGCCGGUGUCCUUGCUGCACGAUCUCAAUUUCUUCGCCGUUUGCUCAUCCGACGUUACCAGUUAGGUGCAUCUCCGAAUGAGAUGACAACAAUCGUGCUGGACGGAUCACUGGUUCAACCACAUUUUGCCCAAACAUUACUUCACUUUUUUUACACGGAUCAAUUACCGUUGAAUCACCUGGCUCGGACGAUGCCAGAAGAUCAACGUUCAGCUAACAGUAAAUCGGGUUUGUCUGAUCCCGCUGUCCGUUCUACCGGUGACUCGGUUCUAGAGGCACAUUUACUUUGGCACCGGACACAUCGACUCUGUCCGAGUGGAUCCUGUUGUCAGGGUAAUUUGGAUGAAGAUCGUGUGACAGAUCAGUGGCAUCAAGAGUUACAAAUGAACCAAUUACCUAUACUGCGGACAAACACUCCACGUCAACUUUGCACAAUCCGCUUUUGUCUGGCCUGCCCUUUCUGCUUGGCGCUGAUUCUUGAAUUACAUCCAGUGGGACAAUAUUUGGAGUUUCCUCGAUUGACCGAAGCUUGUGAAGAUGUAGUUGUUCGUGCGCUACGCCUUCCUCAUCAAGACAUUGCAGCUGUCGGUCACAAGGAACAGUCUGUUCGUUCUUGGGAUCAUCGACUCAGUCAUCCUCAUUGCAACUGUACCACGGGAUUUCGGGAAACACAGCAGUUAAUGACUCCGAUCAGCCUGGCGGUCGGACUCAUCCAGUGGGCUGAUGUGGCUUCGUCUGCUCGUCUGUNUCCAUCCAGUUCCGAUUCACUCAAUAUAUCCGCCGGACCUCCCACUUCUGAAUCCGUUAAUCCGGUAUCUACUGGACUGACAGACACGGUGCCUGAUCUGACCGAUAACACUGAUUCGAGAUCUGAUUCUCGAGGUACUCGGUUAAAUUGUGAUGGACUUACGUCAUUAACAACUCCCAUGUCGCAGGCUUAUUCAGAUGAUGGAUCAACAACACGCUAUUUGCAUCGACAAGCCAUGCAUUGUUUGCGACAACAUUUCAUGCUUUUGGCUCGCUCUCCAAAUGUACUUAGCAGACUUACUCCAAAACAAUUAAAUGAACUUUUGGAUUCGGAUUUCGUUCAAGCCCCCGAGUGCGAAAUAUUGGCAGCGCUUUUGUGCUGGGCGGAAUUACGUUUGGAACUAGAACAAGGUCACUUGGGUGACCGCAGGAGAUCAACCGAUUCUUCACCCAAUCCAGAAACUGGUCCAAUUAGCUAUAUGUCGUUGGUUGCCAGCUUGACUGAACAGCCAUGGGUUUCUUGUGAUCAUAACCAACGACACCAACCACGCUGUAAUCCAUGGCUACUGCUCAAUGCACAACCAAGCUCGACUUGGACAGAGACGACACAGGUGACGGUGGACUUGAUCUUGGGCACAACUGGUGAUUGCACCAAUAUAGGUAGUGGCGGCGGUGGAAGCAGCAGCAGCGGUACCGGUAGUGGUGUUGCCACCACCAUAAAUUCCAGUACUCUUUUGUGUUCGACGGAAAAGAACUCCUCGACAUCAUACAAAUCCCGUUCGGAUCGCUGUCGCCAGUCUAAAUGUGAUUUAUGUCAUCUGGCCGCAGCCGUACACGGUACCACACAGUACGUGGAUCAAUUGGCUGUGUGUAAUCUGGGUUUUGGUCCGGUCGAUUUAGACGAUUUGGUGCGCAAAUUGCAUCGAUACGGAUUACUUGAUCAUCUGCGACCCGCCUAUUUGUUGAACUCUAUUCCACUGGGAUUGGCUGCUCUUAUCCUCCAGUAUCAGUUGGGCACUGCAGCCGGAGCUUUUUCGAGUCCUUUGUGCAAACAACGCCUCGCUUCUAGUUUGUCAUUUGGUUUGAAUCAUGCAGGUACUCCCGGCUCAGAUACCCAAUCAUCGUGGUCAAUGGAUGGUGGAAAUGUGCCUUCGAAGAAGUCGACACGUUUUACUCGUUGGUUUCCACUACUGACAACAAGUAUGCGCCUUUUAAAGCCUAAUUCGAGUCAAGGAAAUCACGGUGUGCACAAGCAGGACUCCAGUUCCCCUUCGAUUCAUCCUCUUCUGGCUGUAAAAAUUGGCGGUGGUCCAUUGGCCGAUUGUCCUGCCUGUUCACCCGCCCAAAUUUGUGCCCAUACUGUCUGGAUACGAUCCGCCACAGGUCGUCGAGCAUCCUCCGGUCGUGCUCUACCUUGUGAUUGUCACUGGGCUCUUCAGAGCUUGGAUGUCGUGGUGCAACAUGAUGAUGAUGAUGACCAUAAGGCUAAUGAUGAGACCUAUGGGGCAUCAACAUCGGGCACCACUGCACUUUUGGAGGCCAUAUCACCGAGACUCUAUAUUCCUUUCAUGGAUGAGAUUCGCGCUGCUCUGAUUUCCAAAGCUCCGCUUCCGUUCAGUCGCUCCGAAUUAGAUGUGCUCCGAUUCACAAAUGAGGUGAACGAUCUCAGUCAGCCCCGAUGCACCUGUGUUCGUCUCCUCUCCAGUUUGUCAGGUCAUCGCACUGCGGCGCAUUUGGACGCUGACUCAUGGGCAGCAAGUUUGGGUGUGUUCCGUCGUAAUUCGGCUGUUCUGGAAGAUUCUUCCACGGACCCGGUCGCAGGUGACAGAGAAGACAACAGUCCAUCGGCAAUACCGAAGCGUGAAACAACCCUGACCUCGUCCACAUCAAAGUUGUUAGAUGACACGUUAAGUUGUUGCCAGAAUCAAUGCAAGGAGUUUGCCGAUUGUCUUUUGAAUCGCUGUCAGUGGUCCUCAUUGUUAACACGCUAUGCUGAUUUAGUGAACAAAUUCAUUAUUCCCGGAAUAAUCACAAAAGCUUCCGAAACAUUGGAAAAAUUCCUGUACCCACGUUUCAGUACUGCUCAUUCCACAUCUGUCACCAAUCAAAAACGGACCAGUGUGCGUCGUCACCCAUCUCCCGCCGGAGAUUCCCGGCACAUUUUCCAUCCCGCCGGGACUAAUUCGUUCGCUUUACAACACGACUCCUCAGCCGUUCAGUAUAAAACAGGUUCGGCUCGUACCAUGCCCAGUCGUUCCCGUGUACCCCGUACCGCUGUGACUUACCUGCACCCAAAU
Molecule: messenger RNA, 4641 nt
Organism: Echinostoma caproni
Lineage: Eukaryota; Metazoa; Platyhelminthes; Trematoda; Plagiorchiida; Echinostomatidae
Source: the annotation of a GenBank genome assembly